This is a messenger RNA of Pseudogymnoascus verrucosus, 1728 nucleotides long. RefSeq lists its product as uncharacterized. Gene Ontology annotation, molecular function: calmodulin binding; ATP binding; calcium/calmodulin-dependent protein kinase activity. The transcript has a single exon. Bases 397 to 1728 code for a protein of 443 amino acids. The record is from RefSeq and is a predicted model, not a curated record. Lineage: Eukaryota; Fungi; Ascomycota; Leotiomycetes; Thelebolales; Thelebolaceae. Gene Ontology annotation, biological process: protein phosphorylation; cellular response to oxidative stress.
AGCGGCUGAAAAAAAACGUGAACGCGCAAUAUAUAUCCAUUUCCCCGCGCCGCGCGCAAAGUCCCCUCUUUGUCCCUCAAUAGUCGUUCGCACAUCUCAGCCCUAUAACCUCCAUCGCGAACCGGAUCGUGCGACGUCCUCUUAUUCCUUGGUAUUGUUUGUGCGAAUCCACUAGAGAGAGGUUUAGGACAGUACGUACUCAGCUAGCACGACGACUCGACUCGACUCGCUCUGGACCCCUCACUUACACAUCCUUAUCGCCCACCGCCCUCGCCUUGAUAACCACCACCGCCCCUCUCCACCACCUCCAACAACUCCAACUCCUCGACCUCGAAACAUCUCCUCCACCUCUCCUCUCCUCGUCCACCACAUACACAACACCCAGCACAUGCGACGAUGAGCUACGACGCCCCCUACCCCACGUCAGCGUCGCGCACCCCUCCCAAGGUCCAGCCGUGCCACUACAAGACCGGCAAGACGUUGGGCGCCGGCUCGUAUUCCGUCGUCAAAGAAUGCGUUCACAUCGACACCGGACGCUACUACGCCGCCAAAGUAAUCAACAAGCGCCUCAUGGCCGGGCGCGAACACAUGGUGCGCAACGAAAUUGCAGUCCUCAAGCGCGUCUCCAUGGGCCACCGUAACAUCCUCACGCUGGUCGACUACUUCGAGACGCAGAACAACCUCUACCUCGUCACUGACCUCGCGCUCGGCGGCGAACUCUUCGACCGCAUUUGCCGUAAGGGGAAUUACUACGAAUCCGACGCCGCGUCUCUGAUCCUCGCUACCCUCUCUGCUGUCGCUUACCUCCACGCCCACGGCAUCGUGCAUCGGGAUCUCAAGCCGGAGAACCUCCUCUUCCGCACCCCUGAAGACAACGCCGAUUUACUCAUUGCCGAUUUUGGCCUCUCAAGAAUCAUGGACGACGAGCACUUCCACGUCCUGACAACCACGUGCGGAACACCAGGUUACAUGGCGCCUGAAAUCUUCAAGAAAGCAGGGCACGGCAAACCCGUCGACGUCUGGGCCAUCGGCGUCAUUACUUAUUUCUUACUCUGUGGCUACACCCCCUUCGACCGGGACUCCAACCUCGAAGAAAUGCAAGCCAUCCUCAUAGCAGACUACCGCUUCGAGCCCCUCGCCUUCUGGCGCGGCGUCUCCGACUCCGCAAAAGACUUUGUAUCCCGCUGCCUCACCGUCGAUCCGUCUGCUCGUCCAACCGCACAAGAAGCACUCGCGCAUCCGUUCUUGGCGGCGAGGCCACAAGAGGAACAGGAGGGACAGAGCGAUUUGCUGCCGACUGUUAGGAAGAACUUUAAUGCGAGACGCACGCUGCAUGCUGCGAUUGAUACGGUGAGGGCGAUUAAUAAGUUGAGGGAGGGGUCGGGGCAUAUGGAUGGGGCGAGGAGUGGGGAGCCUGAGAGGGCGGCGGCGGGGAAUUCAUCUUCUGACGCUACGCCGGAUUCUAACACUGGAGGCGCGGGGCCGGCGUUGGCGGCGAUUGCGAGGAAGGCUGCGCUGAAUGAUGAGGGGGUUGAGACGUAUCCCGACCGGGAGGGAGGGGGGAGAGAUGCGGAGGGGGAUGUGAAGAUGGAUACGACGGAGGAGCCGACGAAGGCGGGGGCGGGGCUGUUGACGAGACGGAGUGGGCAGGGGCAGAGUGGUGCGGAGAUUGAGAAGCAGGAGGAGAGGAUUAGGGAGGCUAGUCGGGGGUUGUGGCAGGGGAGGUGA